This is a messenger RNA of Saccostrea echinata, 1014 nucleotides long. RefSeq names its product glycoprotein 3-alpha-L-fucosyltransferase A-like. The coding region runs from base 7 to 1014 and encodes 335 amino acids. The record is from RefSeq and is a predicted model, not a curated record. Gene Ontology annotation, molecular function: alpha-(1->3)-fucosyltransferase activity. The transcript has a single exon. Gene Ontology annotation, cellular component: membrane. NCBI's taxonomy places the organism in Eukaryota, Metazoa, Mollusca, Bivalvia, Ostreida, Ostreidae.
GUUACCAUGAUCAAAAUUCUGUUCUUUAACCCGCCAUCCUGGUUCAGUGGAUUUGAUUUCAGUAACUGUGUUUACAAAGAUUGUGUAAUGUCUACAAACAAAACGGACUUUUGUGACAACGAUGCAGUUAUAUUCAACCAUGCUAGUCUUCCGUCGUAUCCACCUCUCAAAAGGCAUCGACAAAAAUGGAUAUUUACUUGUUCUGAGAGUGCCCACUAUGGAGUCAAAACUUGCACUACCCCACAAUGGCGUUAUAAAUUCGACUGGAUCAUGUCAUACAGACGAGAUUCCGACUUUUUCUUUGGAUAUGGAGACAUUGUUCCUAAAAAGGAGAUGAAAAGGAAAAAUUACGAAAAAAUUUAUGAACAGAAAAAGAAACUGGUCGCCUGGAUAGUCAGCCACUGUUUUACACAGAGUAAGAGAGAAGAAUAUGUGGAAGAGAUGUCAAAAAUAGCGAAAGUCGAUGUGUUUGGGAGCUGUGGGAGCUAUAAGUGUGAAAAAUUCAAAGGAAAUGAAAAUGACUCAUGUCAUGACCUUGUAGCCAGAGAUUACAAAUUCAUUCUGGCCUUUGAAAACUCGCUGUGUAGAGACUAUACAAGCGAGAAAUUUUACUACGCGUAUGAAUACGAUAAACCAAUCAUUCCCGUCGUUUUAGGAUCCUUUACCUUAGGAAACUACUCACAAGGAGCUGUAUACAUUGAUGUACAUAAGUUCCGCACUCCGCUACAUCUUACAAGACGUCUGUUAGCCCUAGGAAACAAUAGAGAAUAUUAUAUAGAUCUUUUAAAAAAGAAGGAUAGAUUUACGUCUUUGACUUCAAACCAGACAUUCACGAGUGCAAUGUGUAAGAUGUGCGAGAGUCUUACUCUAGGAAGACCGGGGCGUCUAGAUCUGGAUAUCGCCGAGUGGUUCUUCAAGGAACAACUUUGUCAUUCCCCUGAUCAAAUUGGCAUCGCUUCCAAAACAGAAACAAUCAACAGAAAAAUGGCCCAGAAGUACUUAAAUAGAGUGUGA